CUUUUCUGAGAGCGCCUUGCUCGAUCUGUUUUUUCUGUUCUGUUUUUUGAGAGCGCGUUACUGAAUCUGUUGCAUGUAUACGCCGCAUACAUUCGGUGCCACCUCCAGGCUCCAGCUAAUACCCCGCGGUUGGAUGUACUCCUGUCAAACCCGUAUAUAAUAGCGGCGACCCUCUAGCUCUUGCCUUUGUGCCUUCCAAACCCCAACCCAUUGACCAUCCAAGACUCAGCUUAGCAGCCGCAAAAUGGCGAGAGGAGGUCUCGCCCCGGCGGCCGGCGGCGACCGGAUCCGCGGCUACGGCGGCGGCCGCGUGACGCUCUCCGUGGUGGUCACCUGCCUCAUGGCCGCCUCCUGCGGCCUCAUCUUCGGCUACGACAUUGGCGUCUCAGGCGGCGUCACGCAAAUGGAGUCGUUCCUCGAGAAAUUCUUCCCGGAGGUUCUCAAGGGGAUGAAGGGCGCCAAGCGCGACGCCUACUGCAAGUACGACAACCAGAUGCUCACGGCGUUCACCUCCUCGCUGUACAUCGCCGGCGUGCUGUCGUCGCUGGUGGCUAGUAGGGUGACCAGGAGGGUGGGCCGCCAGGCCGUCAUGCUCACCGGCGGCGCCCUGUUCCUUGCCGGCUCCGCUGUCAACGCCGCCGCCGUGAACAUCGCCAUGCUCAUCAUCGGCCGGAUGCUGCUCGGCUUCGGCGUUGGGUUCACAGCGCAGGCGGCUCCGCUGUAUCUCGCCGAGACAUCGCCAGCCAAGUGGCGCGGCGCCUUCACCAGCGCCUACCACGUCUUCCUCGUCAUCGGCACGGUGGCAGCGACCGUCGCCAACUACUUCACCAACCGCAUCCCGGGAUGGGGCUGGCGGGUCUCCCUCGGCCUGGCCGGCGUGCCGGCCAUCGUCGUUGUGCUGGGCGCCCUCUUCGUCCCGGACACUCCCAGCAGCCUCGUCCUCCGCGGAGAUCCCGACAGGGCACGCGCGGCGCUCCAGCGCAUCCGCGGGGCGGACGCCGACGUGGGCGACGAGUUCAAGGACAUCGUCCUCGCCGUGGAGGAGGCUCGCCGGAACGACGAGGGCGCGUUCGAGCGGCUGCGCGGCAAGGGGUGCCGGCACUACCUGGUGAUGAUGGUGGCCAUCCCCACUUUCUUCGACCUCACCGGCAUGAUCGUCAUCACCGUGUUCUCGCCGGUGCUGUUCCGGACCGUGGGGUUCGACAGCCAGAAGGCGAUCUUGGGCUCCGUCAUACUCAGCCUCGUCAACUUGUUCGCCGUCGUCGUGUCCACCUUCGUCGUGGACCGUGCCGGCCGCAGGUUCUUGUUCCUCGCCGGCGGCGUAGCAAUGAUGCUCUGCCAGGUGGCGGUGGCGUGGAUACUGGCGGAUCAUCUGGGGAGGCAGCACGCAACGACGAUGGCGCGGAACUACGCCAAGGGGGUGCUGGUGCUCAUGUGCCUGUACACGUGCAGCUUCGGCAUGUCGUGGGGGCCGCUCAAGUGGGUGGUGCCGAGCGAGAUCUACCCGGUGGAGAUCAGGUCGGCGGGGCAGGCCAUGACCGUCUCCAUCGCGCUCAGCCUCUCCUUCGCGCAGACGCAGGUGUUCAUCACCUUGCUCUGCGCCAUGAAGUACGCGAUAUUCAUCUUCUACGCCGGCUGGGUCCUGCUGAUGACGCUUUUCAUGGCGGCGCUCCUGCCGGAGACCAAAGGCGUGCCGCUGGAGGCCAUGAGGACGGUGUGGGCCAAGCAUUGGUACUGGAGGAGGUUUGCUGGAGAUGCCAAGCAGGACAGCCAGGUCAACUGCCUGUGAAACGUACGUACGAUAAUGUAUAGCGAGUAGCGAGUGUGAACGGACUCAAAUCAUUGGUGCGCAGGCCGCAGGGUAUAUUGUGGUUAGCAUAUUAUAGUUUCAAAAAAGCUAGACUUAUUACGGAUGGUAUUAUGGUA
Triticum urartu is the source of this 1926-nucleotide messenger RNA. Its product is annotated as sugar transport protein MST1. Lineage: Eukaryota; Viridiplantae; Streptophyta; Magnoliopsida; Poales; Poaceae. Gene Ontology annotation, biological process: monosaccharide transmembrane transport. The record is from RefSeq and is a predicted model, not a curated record. Gene Ontology annotation, cellular component: membrane. Gene Ontology annotation, molecular function: monosaccharide transmembrane transporter activity.